AUGGAUUACGAGAUGGACCUGGAGCCCACUGGGCCUCAAGUCACCGUGCGUGAGGUUGAGCCAUACCGUGUUGAUUUCCGGCUGACUUCCGUGGAUCUGUCGCUUGCCAACUCUCUCCGCCGCGCGAUCCUCGCCGAAGUGCCCAAUGUCGCCCUCGAUCUGAUCGAAAUCGAGAACAACACCUCAGUCAUCCCUGACGAGAUGCUGGCUCACCGUCUCGGCAUGAUCCCUCUGAACGCGAAGAACUGCGACCAGGAUCUCGAAUAUACACGUGACUGUGACUGCGACUCCGCUUGUGUGCGCUGCAGCAUUACACUCUCUCUCCACGCGCGCUGUGGUAACGGCAUCAUGCCCGUCUACGCGCGCGACUUGAUUGUCCAGGGCGAGCGCAUGAAUGACACAAUUGGCGAUCCAGUCAUCACUGACCCGGAACACAAGGGCCCCUUGAUCUGCAAGCUGCGAAAAGGCCAGGAGAUUAAGUUAACCUGUCUGGCAAAGAAGGGCACGGCGAAGGAGCACGCCAAGUGGGCGCCCACUUCCGCUGUGGGCUUUGAGUAUGACCCAAAUAAUAAUCUGCGGCAUGUGGAUUACUGGUAUGAGCAGGAUCCCAUCAAGGAAUGGCCUGUCUCGGAAAAUGCAGCCUGGGAACCCGUCAACAACCCAGACCAGCCUUUUGACUAUGAUGCCGAACCUGGCACUUUCUACGUAGACGUGGAGAGUAUCGGAAACAUGGAUCCCGACACGAUCAUUCAACAGGGUAUUAUCGUUCUACAACGCAAGCUGGCCACUACCGUCUCCGUUCUGUCCGGCGAGGGUGAGGAUGGCCACGCCGGUGGCCCCGACGACGCCGAGAUGAUGGGCGCCGGCGACCCCGAUGCAUACGAACCCCCGGAGGGCAUCGAUGGGAACCUGACCUCGUACGGCAACGGCGCCAAUAGUGCGUGGGGUGCCAGCGCCCAGACUCCGUAUGGCGCAACGCCGUAUGGCCAAAGCGCCUAUGGCUUUUGA
Messenger RNA from Penicillium macrosclerotiorum, 1008 nucleotides. RefSeq names its product DNA-directed RNA polymerase II core subunit RPB3. The record is from RefSeq and is a predicted model, not a curated record. Bases 1 to 1008 code for a protein of 335 amino acids. The transcript has 3 exons. Lineage: Eukaryota; Fungi; Ascomycota; Eurotiomycetes; Eurotiales; Aspergillaceae. Gene Ontology annotation, cellular component: RNA polymerase II, core complex. Gene Ontology annotation, biological process: DNA-templated transcription. Gene Ontology annotation, molecular function: DNA-directed RNA polymerase activity; protein dimerization activity.